Molecule: messenger RNA, 901 nt
Organism: Mucor mucedo
Lineage: Eukaryota; Fungi; Mucoromycota; Mucoromycetes; Mucorales; Mucoraceae
Product: cytochrome b5-like heme/steroid binding domain-containing protein
Exons: 3
Coding region: 145-720 (191 amino acids)
Cellular component (GO): endomembrane system; membrane
Source: RefSeq, a predicted model, not a curated record
UCGUAAAGAUAUCCCCUCAAAUAAUAAUAACAGCAUAAAAAUACAGAUUUAAAACUCCUAAGAAAUUAAAACCUCUCUUUUUUUUUCUCUCUUUUUUCUUCUUUCUUCUAUUAUUAUUAUUAACGCAACGAAGGGGGGGAAAAGAUGGCCAAGAUUACAGAGAUUAAAAAGGAGAAUGUAACACCUGGCAAGAGUAAAGUGAAAAAGACUUCCUUGUUGAGUCAAGGUCUAAUAGGUUUAAGUUGGACUAUCUUGUUCUUCUUUUUGGGUUCGUACUUGAUUACCGAGUCGUGGACGUGGGGUUAUCGUGGCAAGUGGACAAAUGUGAACACGUAUAUUCCACGCAAACAAAGGGUCUUUACAGAGACCGAGUUGUUACAGUAUGAUGGCACCGAUGCCAACAAACCCAUCUAUUUGGCCAUUGACGGUGAUGUGUAUGACGUGUCGCAGGGAAGGGGAUGGUAUGGUCAGGGAGGCAGUUAUCACCACUUUGCAGGCAAGGAUGCAGCAAGAGCUUAUGUAACGGGAUGUUUUGAGGACCAUUUGACACACGACAUUCGCGGGUUGACUUCCGAUCAAUUAAAAGGUAUUGAUCACUGGAAGAAGUUUUAUGACAAGAGUCACAAGUAUCAUAAGAUUGGUCGUGUCCUGCAUGAUCCUAUUCCUGAUGAUACUCCCAUACCUAAACCAUGUAAAACUGCCGUAGAUCAAAAGCCAUAAACACACAACAAACACUGUAGGAAUGGCUCCGGCAACUGCUGCUGCUGCUGCUGCUGCUGCUGCUGCUGCUGCUGUUGGACAACAAAAUGUGUUACACGCACACACAAAAAUCAGGGGAAAAUUCUUUUUUUUUUUUACCCCCCAUAUUAUUAUAAAAAUAAAAAUCUUUUUUUUUCUCUCU